This is a messenger RNA of Anoplopoma fimbria (sablefish), 324 nucleotides long. Its product is annotated as putative transmembrane protein INAFM2. Bases 1 to 324 code for a protein of 107 amino acids. NCBI's taxonomy places the organism in Eukaryota, Metazoa, Chordata, Actinopteri, Perciformes, Anoplopomatidae. The record is from RefSeq and is a predicted model, not a curated record. The transcript has a single exon.
AUGCGGGACGCAGCGGACCGGAGGCUCGUUCGGCUCGGUACCGUGCUGGUCUACCUGCUGUCCGUGUCCCUGUCCGCCGGGCUGCUGGGGGUCUACUACGGCCUCCUCUGGAGACCCGGACCGGACCGGACCUCCUCCGGACCGGACCCUGACCUCCUCCGGACCGACCCUGACCUCCCCCGGACCGGACCGGACCCCACCGGACCGGACCGGACCCCCUCGGACAUGAGCAGGUGUGUGACUGACGGUCCGGGUCGGAGGGAGACCCUCCCGGGGCCCGGCAGACCUCCGGACCGACCGGACCCCACCGAGCCCCCUCUGUGA